Ambispora gerdemannii is the source of this 3733-nucleotide messenger RNA. The record is from the annotation of a GenBank genome assembly. Lineage: Eukaryota; Fungi; Glomeromycota; Glomeromycetes; Archaeosporales; Ambisporaceae.
AAGCGCCCGAAUACAAGCAUUAAAUGUCAGGAAAAAAAGUGAAAAUUAUUCACUUUCUUCGAAUUCUGAACACGAAAUCUACAUAAGGGAGAUUAGUAACAACAAUAUUGAAAAAGAGUCUAUGGACGCAAAUUUAGGUUCUACGAAUUCCUCUAUUGCUCAACAAAUGCCAAACGAAGAAAUUAUUGAAAAUGGAUCUCAAGCACCCCCUUUAGAUGAUAUAUACGAGAUUUCCACUACAUGUCCUUCGUCAAGCUAUUUUCUGAAAUUCUUUGAGAAUUUACCGCCACCAUUAUCACCCACCCUUCCCGAAGUUCCCCUGAGAGCCAAGAAUAUUUCCUAUGAUUCACUGACCGAUGAUAGCGAAGAGAUAGAAGAUUUAACUCUGGAUGCUAUGGAUCUCAGCUGCGAUAACGCAAAUUUGAACUUGGAUAAUGAUAUUUCUGAUGAAAGUCCCCGGUCACCUUGUUCAGUAUUGUCAUCUCCGAUUAAUUCCUGGUCGUUUUUUACGAAAGAAGCAUAUCAAAAAUAUACUAUAGUUACUUUGGAUUUACUCAUGAAAGAAAAUAUUGAGGCUCUUAUAGCGAGAAAGAAAAAACUGGAUACGCAAGAGAAACAUCCGAAAAAAGAAAGAUUGCUUUCGUCCCCGGUUGCAACGCAAUUAAAUAUCUUUGUAGAUAAAAAUGAACCAAAAUCAACUUCAUUUUCAUCAUUACCAGUUGCAGAACAAUCAGACAACCUUGAAUGUCAAAAGCAAUUAAAAUCAUCUUCGCCCGUUGCUAUGCAACCUAAUACCCUCGAAGAUAGAGUUGUGCCAAAAUCGCCUUCGUCCCCGGCUGUAGUACCAUUAGAUACCUUAAAAGAUCUAAAAUCUUCGUCUCCGAUUGCAGUAGAACUAGAUAGCCUUGAAGAUCUAAAUAAUUCAGAAUUAACUUCGCCCCCGGUUGCGGUGCAAAUGGAUACCUUAGAAGAUUUAAAUCAAUCCAAAUCAAUUUCGUCUCCAACUGCAGUACAAAUGGAAAACUCGGAAAAGCGAAAUGUUGAAGAGCAACAAAAUAUUUCUUCUCUGAAUGAAAUUGAAAAUAAUCCCGUAGUAUCUGAAAAAGAUCCUAAUUCUACUGGUGUGUUAAUUGAAACUCAACAACCAACACAAUACCAUAGGAAACAUGAUGACGAUGACGAUGAUUUGAUAAUGGAUGAUCAAAGUGACGACGAAAUUUCACAGAAUUCUACUAGAUCGAUAGCUAAUUUACUUCCAUCUAUACGAAGAUUCCCAGAACAAGAGAAAAAAAUAAAUGAGAAUAAUUCCAAAGAAACUGGCUCCAAGAGUGGUCAAUUGGAUAAUUUGCUUUCGUCUUUACAAAGUUUAUCAGAAAAAGGAACAAUAAAUACGAGUGAUGUCAAAGAAACUGGUUCUAAAAAUUUUCCAGAUCAAGUCCCUAAGAAUGAGCAAAUGGAUAGUUUGCUUCCUUCUAUACAAAAUUUACCAGAAAAAGGAACAAAUGAUUCCAAUCAAACUGGCUCUAAGAGUGAUAAAAUUGAUUUAAAUGUAGAUUUAAUUGGUCCACUCUUAAAACUACUUGAUGAGCGCAAGAAGAAGCUUGAACAUCAAACAGAUCAAGAAAACAAUCAUGACAAUAGCUCUAGUUCAAAUUCAAAUAUUCCAUUAGAUAUAUUGAUCGCAUCAUCCGCAUUAAAUACUUCCCAAGAUGAAUUUGCACUUGGUUCAUCUCAAUCAUCAUCCGAUUCAAUACCUUAUUCUCCUUUAAAAAAGGAAGAACAUAAGGAAUUCCUACAGAUCAGUCUAUUGUUUAGUCAGAGUCCUCAUCUGUUAGAUGAAAGUCAGCUUCGACGUCAUCAACACUUGGGAGAACUUUUCCAUAAGGAGAACCAACUUUAUCUUCAGUGGACAUAUGAUCGGAGCAUAGAAAGAUUAAAAUUCUUAAAUAACGAUAUUAAAAAUCAAAUCGAGAAUCAAAUAUAUGUCGAUAGAUUGCGCGUGCAAAAACAAUAUCCACGCUACUAUCGCGUAUUUUCUUCAAUAGGGAUUUCGUUUAGUGCACCCAUGCCCGGAGACCCUGUUUUAACUUACAGGGAGUUAAUCUAUAGAACUGGAACAUGCUAUGGUUUCUUUAUUCCAGAAAUGAAACUGCCAAUCAGUGUCAAUCUUGACCGAUUCUAUUGGUCGGAUAGUUCCGCAGAAAAUUAUGAGAGGUCAUCUUUAAGUCGUGAGUGGCGAAAAUCAUCGAUGCCUGUCGUUAGCAGUGAUCCCUUAAUUCCUAGAAUGGUAUCUGAACGUGAUGUCGAUGUAGUUAUAUCAUCAAGCGGACUUUGUGCUAUAAUCGCUUUGAGUGCAACUACAGAUCUCGAAUUUGAAAUACCAGUUAUUGUGCAGGAGAGACAAUUAGAAGACGGAACUUUACGAAAAACUAUUUAUAUUGACAAACCACUCGUAAAGCAUCGUCUUAGUCCUCGAGAGUACAAUCAAAAAUUUUAUGAUGUGGCUUUCAAAAGUAUUGUUUCAAAACUCCCAAUCAAAAUCGAGGAUAUCGUGAAAAAGACAACGGGGAACUCGAGCGAUAUGCAAAAAGAUGAAUCAACCUCGAGCAAAAUAUGCAAUAAAGAGAAACCAAGAGAUUCAGAGGUAUCGAAGAUAACUGAAAAUGUAAAAGUCAUAGCGAGUGAUUCUGAAGUAAAUAAAUCAAUUGGACAAGCAAAAAGUGAAGAUAAAGAAGUCAAAGAAAGUAACAUGGAUAAUGCGAGUGACAAUAAUAUGCAAGCAUCUACUACUAUCGAAAGGUCAGAACUAAUGGAGGAAAAUAUUUCUUCGAAGGCUAUUUCUGAUUCUCAAACUGGGAAUAUGCUAAAUGACGCGCAAUUAAAUUCCGGAAACUUGAUGUAUACUUUAUGGAGUUUUGGGGACUUAACAUUAUUGAUAAGAUGUAAAGCGCAUGGAUUUAUUUAUCAUGGAGAAAGACAAAAUCGUAAACCGCAAAUUGUUAGCAUGAAAUCAAAAAUGGAAUAUCAGUCUGAUAUAGGAUUGGAAGAAAUCACAAACUUUGAGCGAGCUCGCUGGUGGAUUCAUUCUUACAUUCGUGGAAAUUCACAUUUGAUGCUUGGUCGAAUUAAUGUAAUUAAUAAUGAACUAAUCGAAGUCGAACAAAGACCAAUGACAAAAAUUAUACCAAAUGCGGAUUGGCCAAUGGCUCACAGUAAAUUGCUUCAAAAUAUUCUGAAACAAUUACAUACAAGCCUACCUAAAGGAACCUUUAUACUUUCUCAUAAGAGAAAAGAUCUUCAUCUUACUUUGCCACAGAUGGAUCUUGAAACUGUGCCUUUUGUUAAAUUACAGUGGACAGGCCCAACAGAACAAGUGGCCUAUACAUUUCCCCCAUUAACCUCAUAUUGCUUCACUUAUGCGAACAAGGGCUAUUGCCCGAACCCAAAGUGCCGAUAUCCCCACGUUCAAAUCGUCAGUGGUGCUGAAGUUGUUUCUAGUGUCUCAAAAAAUAAAAAGCAUAAGAUAUUGCAGGGGGAAAGAGAUAAGCAAAGGAAUAAAUCUCCAAGAAAGAAAAAACGAAAGAUAUCGAAAGAUGACAUCAACGAUGAUCAACAAGAAGAUAUACUUCGAACAGAUUUCGACUCCGAGAUAAUUUCUUCUAGCAUUGUCGAUGCAUCAUCUCGGCCAGGAUUCAAUUCUAUUCUUGAUAAUUAUAGACAAUCGCGCGGAUAA